This is a messenger RNA of Monoraphidium neglectum, 963 nucleotides long. RefSeq lists its product as hypothetical. Gene Ontology annotation, molecular function: ATP-dependent H2AZ histone chaperone activity. Lineage: Eukaryota; Viridiplantae; Chlorophyta; Chlorophyceae; Sphaeropleales; Selenastraceae. The transcript has a single exon. Gene Ontology annotation, cellular component: nucleus. The annotation marks the transcript as partial. The record is from RefSeq and is a predicted model, not a curated record. Gene Ontology annotation, biological process: regulation of DNA-templated transcription; chromatin remodeling.
GUGUUCUACGCCGCGCCGACGCUGCGGCGCUCGACGCAGAAGCGCAGCGCGGAGAUGGCCGCGCAGCGGGAGAUGCGGGAGACCCUCAAGCCCGUGCGCAGGGCCGCGCCGAAGGACGCCACCUGGCGCGUGAUGACUCAGGAGGAGCUGCUUGCUGAGGCGGCGCGCACCGAGGUGGAGAACCUGACGUCCCUCCGGCUUCUGCUGGCCCAGGAGGAGGAGACCAAGCGCAAGGCGUCGGUGGUGAAAAAGCAGUACACGGGGCCGAUGGUGAAGCUGCGCAGCCGCACGAAGGACGUGGCGCCGCCGCCGGGGGAGGAGGAGGGCGAAGAGGAGCAGGGGGAUGGCGAGCAGGAGGGCAAGGGAGCGGAGGGCGGAGGCGGCAGCGGCAAGGACGGCGCAGACGAGGGCGCUGGCGGCGGCGGGGACGAGCGAAAGGGUGAGGCAGGAGCGAAGGCUGAGGCUGAGGCGGCGGCGGCACAGGAGGGCGGCGCCGGGCAGCAGAAGGACGGCCAGGGGCAGGCGCAGACGGAGGGGGGGCCAGGGAAAGCAGAGCAGGAGGAGCAGCAGCAGGGGGAGGAGGAGCAGCAGCAGCAGCAGCAGCAGAAGCCCAAGCGGCGGCGCAAGCGCCACUGCGAGUCAGUCACGACGCUGCAGUGGGCCAACAUGCGCGCCCCGCCGCCGUGGCUGCGGUCGCAGCACGCGCCGGCGCCGCCGGCGCCGCCCGUCUGCCCCAUCACCGGCGCGCCGGCGCGGUACCGGGAUCCGGCCACCGGCCAGUUUUACGCCAACGCGGCCGCCUUCGCCGAGCUCCGAGCGCGCGCCGGGCGCCCGCUAGCCAACGCGCGCGGCGAGGCGGCGGCGGCGGCCGCGGCGGCGGGCGCGGCGAUCGCGCGGCGGCAGGCCGGGGUGCUGCCGGACUCUGUGGUUGGGCUGCUGCUCAAUAUGGUGGCCGCGACCUGA